CCAGCCCAGAGUCACUCAGUCACUCGGUCCCGAGCAACUGACAACAUGUUGGGCUUCGCUGUCCUCGCCACCCUCCUGGCCUGCGCCUCCAGCUGCGGGGUCCCCAGCUUCCUGCCCAACCUCGCCACCCGCGUGGUGGGAGGAGACAAUGCCAACCCCCACAGCUGGCCCUGGCAGAUCUCCCUCCAGUACCUCAAGGACAACACCUGGAGGCACACCUGCGGUGGCACCCUCAUCUCCAGCAACUAUGUCCUCACUGCCGCUCACUGCAUCAGCAAGAGCCUGACCUACCGUGUGGCCCUGGGAAAGAACAACCUGGAGGUGGAAGAUGAAGCCGGCUCUGUGUACAUGGACGUGGACUCCAUCACUGUGCACGAGAAGUGGAACUCCUUCCUGGUGCGCAACGACAUCGCCCUCAUCAAGCUGGCUGAUCACGUGGAGCUGAGCGACACCAUCCAGGUGGCCUGCCUGCCCGAGGCCGGAUCCGUGAUGUCUCAGGACUACCCUUGCUACGUCACCGGCUGGGGCCGCCUGUGGACCAACGGUCCCAUCGCUGACGAGCUCCAGCAGGGCCUGCAGCCCGUGGUCGACUACUCCACCUGCACCCAGAGGGACUGGUGGGGCUCCAUGGUCACCAACAACAUGAUCUGUGCCGGCGGUGACGGCGUCAUCUCCGCCUGCAACGGAGACUCUGGCGGCCCUCUGAACUGCCAGGCUGAGAACGGCUCCUGGGAGGUGCGGGGUAUUGUCAGCUUCGGCUCAGGCCUGGGCUGCAACACCCUCAAGAAGCCUGCCGUCUACACCCGCGUGUCUGCCUACAUCGACUGGAUCAACCAGAAAAUGCAGCAGUAAGUCGCAUGGAACUGCGGCCACGCACUCCCGAAACUGCAAUAAACCUCCUUUCCCUCGA
This is a messenger RNA of Sorex araneus (European shrew), 910 nucleotides long. RefSeq names its product chymotrypsin C (gene CTRC). The record is from RefSeq and is a predicted model, not a curated record. Lineage: Eukaryota; Metazoa; Chordata; Mammalia; Eulipotyphla; Soricidae. Gene Ontology annotation, molecular function: serine-type endopeptidase activity. The transcript has 8 exons. The coding region runs from base 46 to 852 and encodes 268 amino acids. Gene Ontology annotation, biological process: proteolysis.